UCUUGGCGGUGGCGUCCCGCCCUACUGCGCAGACGCGGAAGCUUCGGGUCUGGCCUCAGCAUGGCCGCCCUGCUGGUACGGAGCGUGAUGGCUUCUGUCGUGGACCCGCUCCUGCACCUGAGUCGCCUCUCGGUGAAGCCCCGGGCCUUCUCGUUCCUGCUGGGAACCCUGCCAAACGCCAAGCCCAGUGCAGAGGUGCCCUCACUUCUCUGGGGCCGCCCCCUGCUGUCCCUGCAGCCCUCUCAGGGCUUCAAGACCAAGGGUGUCAUAAAGAAGCGUUGUAAGGACUGCUACAUGGUGAAGAGGCGCGGGCGCUGGUUUGUCUACUGUAAGACCAACCCCAAGCAUAAGCAGCGGCAGAUGUGACCCUUGCCUUCAAGCACUGUCCAUGGGGAAUUCGUUUCACCUUAUCAAAGAAAAAUAAAUGGGAGCAUUCUGUAA
Acomys russatus (golden spiny mouse) is the source of this 441-nucleotide messenger RNA. RefSeq names its product mitochondrial ribosomal protein L36 (gene Mrpl36). Lineage: Eukaryota; Metazoa; Chordata; Mammalia; Rodentia; Muridae. Gene Ontology annotation, molecular function: structural constituent of ribosome. Gene Ontology annotation, biological process: translation; ribosome biogenesis. The record is from RefSeq and is a predicted model, not a curated record. The transcript is spliced from 2 exons. The coding region runs from base 61 to 366 and encodes 101 amino acids. Gene Ontology annotation, cellular component: ribosome; mitochondrial large ribosomal subunit.